UAUUGUUAUGCAAAGUACUUGAAAGAAUCAGAGGAAAUCAGAAAACAACCAAUCAAGUUUUCUGAAAUGGCAAGCAAAUACUACAACUAUCUUACAAAUCAAAUACAACUCAGUACUUUCAAGGGUACAAAAUAUUUCUGUGAAGUAUAUAUAAAAAGAUACAUGGACUCCUCGAUAAAAGAUUGUAAAGAAUCACUAAAUAAAUAUUAUAUAGAAAAUGAUGAAACGGCUUUAAACAAUUUCUGUGUAACACAUCAGCUUCUAUUACCUUUGAAAGGAAAGAAAAUUAUUGAAGAUAACAUUUUUAUUAAGGAAUAUCAUAAAUACCACCUUAUUAUGGCUUUCUGGUUUCCUUUACUAGAUCCACUAGCAUGGUGUAGAUAUGAUAAAAAUGCCAAUGAUCUUAGUCAUAGUGUUGAUUUUCAUUCAACAUUUGCAUCAUUAACAGUGCCACCAUUUCAUGAUGAUUCUUGAUGUAUUUGGAUCAACCUAAAUUAUAACUAAUAGCAGUUGUUCAAAAUAGUUAUAAUUGAAUAAGAAUAUAUAUUUAAGUAAUAAAAUACUA
Molecule: messenger RNA, 565 nt
Organism: Sipha flava (yellow sugarcane aphid)
Lineage: Eukaryota; Metazoa; Arthropoda; Insecta; Hemiptera; Aphididae
Exons: 15
Coding region: 67-474 (135 amino acids)
Source: RefSeq, a predicted model, not a curated record